Messenger RNA from Nipponia nippon (crested ibis), 1327 nucleotides. Lineage: Eukaryota; Metazoa; Chordata; Aves; Pelecaniformes; Threskiornithidae. The record is from RefSeq and is a predicted model, not a curated record.
UAGGUAAUGGGCCCCAUCAUGAUCGAAUUUGUGUUUAUAACCAGAGCAACAUAGUAGAUGGAGUUUACUGCCUCCCAAUAGCACACUGGAUUGAAGUCUCUGGACAUACCGAUGAGAUGAAACAUACAACUGACUUCUAUUUUAAUAUUGCAGGACAUCAGGCUAUCCAUUACUCCAGAAUUCUGCCAAACAUCUGGCUGGGAAGUUGCCCUCGGCAGCUGGAGCAUGUGACUGUGAAGCUGAAGCACGAGCUGGGUGUUACAGCAGUGAUGAACUUCCAGACCGAAUGGGACAUUGUUCAGAAUUCCUGGGGCUGCAACCGCUACCCGGAGCCCAUGAGCCCUGAAAUACUCAUGAAACUGUAUAAAGAGGAAGGUCUUGCCUAUGUCUGGAUGCCAACCCCAGACAUGAGCACUGAAGGAAGAAUACAGAUGUUGCCACAAGCUGUCUGCCUCUUGCACGGGCUACUGGAGAAUGGACACACUGUCUACGUUCAUUGCAACGCGGGUGUUGGCAGGUCUACAGCUGCUGUCAGUGGCUGGCUGAAGUACGUGAUGGGAUGGAGCCUGCGGAAAGUGCAGUACUUUUUGGCUUCCAGGAGACCAGUUGUCUACAUUGAUGAGGAAGCUCUGAUCCGUGCUGAAGACGAUUUCUACCAGAAAUUUGGGCACCUUCGUUCCUCAUGCAAAGUACAAGAGUAGAAAAGCAGAAGAGAAAAAAGAAGGUGAAAAAGAAUCCUUACAUUUGAACCUCAAGGACUUAGAAAUCAUGAGUCAGAGUCCUGCCUCUCCUCUUCAGAUUAUAAGCUUGUCAUAGAAGUCGUGAGAAUUUUUUUAAAAAGUGCCUUUGAGGGUUUUUUUACUUGCUUUCUUUAAGCUGAUAUGAUUCCUGUUUUCAAGCUUUUUUCUGCAAGUAUGAGACCUAGAAACUCUGCAAAGGAAAACUAAGAUUUUCUUUUAACUACUUGCCUAUAGGAACGGAGGUUUUAGGGUAGACACUAAAUAAGACUUGAUGUGAAAUAGUUAGAGUUGGCAAUAUUUCCGUGACAAGAAAGAGAAGGCAUUCUCAGAAAAACAGAUACAAAGCUUGACUGGAUUAAGGUUCAGAUUAAGAUGGAGCUGAUCAUCGUCAAAGCUGCUCAGUUAUUUUAGGUGGAGUGUACCUUACUGAAGUGUUUUCCAGUAAUUUUGUAGACAAGUGGUGUUAAUGAGAAAGACCAGAAGGAAACUGAUUUUUCAACUCAGUGUCUUAAACAAAAAGCUAAUGUCUAAUGCAGUGAACUAAAAUUUGCUCUCUUUGCCUAUGUAGUUAAUGUUAAAUAGUUAAA